Agelaius phoeniceus (red-winged blackbird) is the source of this 2981-nucleotide messenger RNA. The record is from RefSeq and is a predicted model, not a curated record. Lineage: Eukaryota; Metazoa; Chordata; Aves; Passeriformes; Icteridae.
GUCGGUGCCAGCGUGGGUCGCGGUGUCUCCUGCCCUUCGGCUGUCGGGCGCUUGCUCUCUUUUCUUCUGCUCAGCGCCGGCCCCUUCCUUCCGCACGCGGUUUGAAAUUUACCGCAGUCUCUCACUCGAGUUCUCGAUGGGGCCAUAAGCGCCUGGCGCCGAAGGGGAGGAGGCAAGAGUGCGGGGCGGGGAAGAGGAAGGCGGCCUGGAGCCGAGCGGCUUGUCUGCCUGCAGCUCCGGUUCUCCCAACCCCUCACGGGGAACGGGAGUGAGGGAAGGAAGGAGCCUGAAGUGAUUCCGGGAUCCACGGGCCCCUCACACCCCUGGAAACGGUGGAGGGAAGAGUGGAACAAUUGCCCCCUCCCUCCUGAAGCGUCCCGGUUCUGCGGCAGGCUGGCCCGCAGAUUCAGAGAAUAAAAAUGGGAACUCCUGGAUCAGGACGGAAGAGAACUCCAGUGAAAGACAGAUUUUCUGCAGAAGAUGAAGCUCUAAGCAACAUUGCCAGAGAGGCAGAAGCCAGACUUGCAGCAAAACGGGCAGCUCGAGCAGAAGCAAGAGAUAUACGUAUGAGAGAGCUGGAGCGACAGCAAAAAGAGUUUUCUCAGCAUUUAUAUGAUAGAAAAUGGGCUCAUAUCCAGAAAUGGAUGGAAGAUGCAGAGAGAGCCAGAUACUCUCACCAGUCCAGUCGACAUUCACAUUUGAGUGGAAUUUACUAUGAUCAAAGAAAUUAUAGCAGCCUUGGAUAUAGUAAACCAGUUCCUUCCUCCCAUGUUUGGUCAUCUUCUCUAUACAGUGAUCCAAUGGCACCAGCUAGGAGCUACAGGCCAUCUGAAUGCAGUUAUUCUUCAAGAGCAAGCUCAGUCCGAAGUAGUCCUGUGUUCUCUGAUUUUUCUCAUCAAAGUGAAACUACUGCUGAUUAUUUCAGUCGUUCCAACCACAGGGGAAGCAUUGUUUCCGAUGCAGAUUAUGGCCAAGUUUUGAAUAGUCUGGAAGAAAAAAGUGAAAAAUCACAUUCAGAAAUAUUUUCAAGGCCCUCAUCUCGCAAUUCAGUAAGUGCAGCUCCUCAGAGUGGCAGCUCAUCUAGGAGAGGAAGUGGAGAUGCGAGUAGUUUGGUGGAUCCUGAUGCCUCCCUCAGUGAAUUACGGGAUUCGCUAGCUGAAGUUGAAGAGAAGUAUAAGAAAGCUAUGGUUUCCAAUGCUCAACUAGACAACGAGAAAAACAAUUUGAUUUACCAAGUGGAUACUUUAAAGGAUGUUAUUGAGGAGAAAGAAGAACAGAUAGCAGAGUUCUAUAGGGAGAAUGAAGAGAAGUCAAAGGAAUUGGAAAGACAGAAACACACCUGCAGUGUUCUGCAGCAUAAGCUGGAUGAACUUAAAGAGGGCCUUCGACAGAGAGAUGAAUUGAUAGAGGCGAAUCAACGUAUGCAGGAGAAUAUAGACUCCAUAACCAAGGAAGUGUUUGAUCUCCAGGAGACAAUUAAUUGGAAAGAUAAAAAAAUAGGGGCCCUAGAAAGACAGAAAGAUUACUUUGACUGCAUUAAGAAUGAGCGAGAUGAGCUCAGAGAGGAGUUGGCUGACCUGAAGGAAACAAUGAAGAGAGGACAGAAACAUGGAUUAGUUAUAAUUCCAGAUGGCACACCAAAUGGUGAUCUAAACCAUGAAUCAGUGGUUGGUACAAUAACAGUUGUAUCCCAGGAAGCUGCUCAGGUCUUGGAAUCUGCAGGAGAAGGACCACUAGAUAUCAGGCUACGAAAACUGGCUGGAGAAAAGGAGGAAUUACUCUCCCAGGUUAGAAAACUGAAGAUGCAGUUAGAAGAGGAACGACAGAAAUACUCUAAAAGUGAUAGCAUGAAUCCAGAUACAAUAGACUUGGAGAAUGGCUCUGACUUGCAGCUAAUUGAAAUGCAAAGAGAUGCCAACAGACAAAUUAGUGAAUACAAAUUUAAGCUUUCAAAAGCUGAACAAGAUAUAACUACUUUGGAACAAAAUAUUGGACGACUUGAGGGACAGGUUGCAAGGUAUAAAAGUGCAGCAGAAAAUGCAGAAAAAGUAGAAGAUGAACUCAAAGCUGAAAAAAGGAAGCUUCAGCGAGAGUUAAGAACAGCACUGGAUAAGAUAGAAGAAAUGGAGAUGACCAAUAGCCAUUUAAUGAAAAGGCUGGAGAAGAUGAAGGCAAAUAGGACUGCGCUUUUAUCUCAACAGUGAAAUGGAAAUUGAAAAUACAAUGCACUGCUCCUUGAAUAACUAGUCCCUAGCUUGUUUAUAAAUACAGACUUUCAGUGGCACAAACUAUUUGAACACUGAGCUGUUCACUGGUGGUUUAGUUUCAUAAUUAAAUGACAUACUUUUUGUAAUUUAUGAGAGAAUGAAAUGUAGUUUGAAUUCCCAUGUGAAUGACAGCAGUUUUUCAGUAGUGUUUGAUUCUAGAGUCAAAGACGGAGCACAAUGCUGUAUGUUUUUACAACUGUGGAAUCAAGUUUACUCAUGAUCUCUUUUGGCUGCUUUAAUGAUGCUUGAUGCUCAGAGACAGCUGCAUGAAUUCAAGACACUGUUAUGAAACUAACAUAUACUUGCCUAAGACAUCACACAGCACAAGUGCCUUUUAUCUGGUGCAAUUUAGUCUUCAUUGUUGAAAUAACCUUUGAAACCAGAAAGCAUUUUAUUUUAAGAUACAUUUGGGGUAUUCCCUAAACUUUAUACAUUUUGAAAAUACAUUUUUUAAAAUAUUUAAAUUUAUAAGAAAAAAUAGGGACUGUAUAUAGAGAUCGGCUUCUUUUGCAUGGGCACAUCUGACUUCUGUGUAAUUUUGUCAAAUACUAGCCCCUGAUACUCUUAGCAUUAAGAGCAGAAAUUUAAGAACUGAAGUUGUAUGCCAUCAGAUUGUGUCAUCUGCUUAAGUGUGAAUUGAAAUUUUAUAGGGGGAAGAAGGGGGUGAGAAAUGUGGCUAAGGAGUUUAUUAAACGGACACUUUACUGACCAAAA